CACCUGUGCACUUAACUCUUUUCACAUAUUUAUCUGGUUUCAUGGCAGACAGUAGCAAUGUGGGCGCGUCCUCGGCGCCAUCGAGCACACCAGGACCGUCCGUCCCCAAAGCCAUAGGCAGUCUGGCCAAAAAGCCUUCUGAUGUGACCAGACAAGGAUCACAGAGGCUCAAGUUUGUACCUACACUACCAUCCCGAAGAAAGAAAGAGGAAGUUAAACAGGAAGCCCCUCCACCAACCAUCCCUAGUGCAUCUACCGAACGAGGACGAGGACGCGGACGCGGACGCGGAAGGGGUAGGGGAGGCGAAGGUCGUGGUGCCGCUCCCCGCCCGCCUCCAGUAGAAAUGACUGCCAGUGGACCAUUCGCCAUGGGACCCGCUCUCGCAGGUACCUCAGCACGGCGCAGUGCUCCUCGCUCCAAUUUCACACCCAUUGUUCCAUUGGGUCCUGGAAAUGCAGCUGCUCUUGGUGCUGGUCUCUCUGGAACUGCGGGUCCGUCGUUGAAGAGGGAGAAGGAGACUCUGGCACCGAACAUCCUUGUCGAGAAGGAGAUCAAAAAGGAGCUCGAUGACGAUUAUUACUCUGAUCCAGACGAAGGCGUCGAGAUCAUUGACAUGGAAAACGUGAGAGAGAUGGACUGGAUGGCUCCAGAGAGCUUGCGAAAAGAACGUAAAGAAAAGAAGAAGAAAAAGGUCAUCCAAGUGAAGAUCGAGGAUCCAUCAUCGCCUUCAAGUUUGAAGAAAAAAGAAGAGGCUAUGGACAUCGAGGAUGCAGCUGCAUCGGGGGAAGUGGACUUGGCGAAUGCCCUUGAUCUUAGUGAGAGCGAGGAAGAGGAAGAACUUGAGGAUCUCAUAGAUGAUUUCGCGCUGCAAGGUGAAGCGGACCAGGACGCAGACGUACGGCAGGAGCGUCUCUACUUCUUCCAGUUCCCUGAGCCGUUCCCAACAUUUGUUUCCAAUAUCCCGCCAACUGAUCCGACGACAAUGAGUGUUGAUGAGCCCCCCUCAGAUACUCGCCCACGCAAAGUGUCUUUUGCGGCAGACGUAAAGCCACCAGGUCCUAGCGGAGAUCCAGCAGGCGCGUCUACAGGACCAGAGGCUGACCAAACGAAAGAACUACCCACAAUGGAUGGUGUCAUUGGGCAGCUUGAAGUAUAUCGCAGCGGGGCCGUUAAAAUGCGCCUUGGUAAUGGCAUCCUCAUGGAUGUGACUGGCGCAACUCAGCCAUCGUUUUUGCAGCAGGCUGUCCACCUGGAUAUUCAAAACAAACGUUUGCACGUCAUGGGAGAAGUCAACAAGCGCUUUGUCGUCUCGCCAGACAUAGAUACACUGCUUCAUGCAAUGGAGUUGCGCGAUCAAGCCGAAGCCAACGCCAUGCCAAUCGACGACACGAAUAUGAUCAAGAUGGACUAGUGUGUAAAAAUCAAGUAAUGUAAACAAAGACAAGCGUGAUGUGCAGGAGACAGCGGGCAGCAAAAACGUGCGGUGUGCAUGACGAGAACAUG
This is a messenger RNA of Suillus clintonianus, 1504 nucleotides long. Its product is annotated as RNA polymerase III RPC4-domain-containing protein. The transcript has 6 exons. The coding region runs from base 42 to 1412 and encodes 456 amino acids. Gene Ontology annotation, biological process: transcription by RNA polymerase III. Gene Ontology annotation, cellular component: RNA polymerase III complex. Lineage: Eukaryota; Fungi; Basidiomycota; Agaricomycetes; Boletales; Suillaceae. The record is from RefSeq and is a predicted model, not a curated record. Gene Ontology annotation, molecular function: DNA binding.